AUGUCCACACACACUCUCCCUGAUCUCCCAUACUCCUAUGAUGCUCUCGAGCCUUUCAUUUCGAGGCAGAUCAUGGAGCUUCAUCACAAGAAGCAUCAUCAAACCUAUGUGAACGCUCUCAUUGCUGCUGAGGCUAGCUACGCAAAAAGUUCUACCCCCAGAGAGCGCAUCGCCCUCCAGGCAGCACUCAAGUUCAACGGUGGUGGUCAUAUCAACCACUCUUUGUUCUGGAAGAACCUAGCGCCUGCCUCCAGUGAGGGCAAGGGUAAUGGUGGUUCCUUGAAGGCUGGUCCUCUUAAGGACGCCAUCGAGCAGACCUUCGGGUCGCUCGAUGCGCUCAAGAAGGAGUUCAAUGCCACCACCGCUGGUAUUCAAGGUUCCGGAUGGGGCUGGCUCGGUUUGAACCCCACCACCAAGCGCCUCGAGGUCACCACGACUGCAAACCAGGACCCGCUUCUGACGCACAUCCCUAUCAUUGGGGUUGAUAUCUGGGAGCAUGCUUUCUACCUCCAGUAUCUCAACGUUAAGGUUGAUUAUCUGAAUGCCAUCUGGAGCGUUAUCAACUUCGAGGAGGCUGAAAAGAGGUUCACGGAGGGUCUUUCUUCUAGCAAGCUGUAA
Messenger RNA from Suillus plorans, 618 nucleotides. Its product is annotated as Manganese/iron superoxide dismutase. NCBI's taxonomy places the organism in Eukaryota, Fungi, Basidiomycota, Agaricomycetes, Boletales, Suillaceae. The record is from RefSeq and is a predicted model, not a curated record. The transcript is spliced from 4 exons. Gene Ontology annotation, cellular component: mitochondrion. Bases 1 to 618 code for a protein of 205 amino acids. Gene Ontology annotation, biological process: superoxide metabolic process. Gene Ontology annotation, molecular function: superoxide dismutase activity; metal ion binding.